UUCUAUUAAAAUAAGCCAUGGUUUGGGGAGGAAGUGACUGGAAAAACUGUAAUGUAUAAUGCAGGAACUGCGUCACAGGAGGCUUAAAUUGUAGCGCUUUUAAAGAUUCAUAAGGUGACAGGUGUUGGGAACAGCGUUUUUCUGAUCAGCACGUCUGAAUCCGCCUGAUCAGAGGGGGCGGUAAAGCGCGCGAAGCCGGUUUCCCGCCACCAAUUAAACCCAAAGAAGACGCAGCACAGAGUUUGUUGUCAUUUUGGGCAGAAACCCCUGCGAUUGUCUUUAAUAGGCUGACUGGUUUCACGGGGCUCGGUAAAUAGCAGCAGGCCUUCCUGAAUCCACCGCCCUUCUCAGGUUUGUUUACCGCCGUGUAAUCGGAGACAUGCCCCGACGUGCUGCUUUACAAGUGGCUGCCACUCUCCUCUUUAACACCCUCUAGUAUUAACCACGACACUCUGGCCACUGUGCCUCUUCUCUCCGUCUCUGUCCGCUUUCUGCUCAAGCCUCUUGUCCAUUAUGUGUCCUCUGCAGCUGAGGACGUUGCUUUUUGUAGCGUGGGUCGUGGGCUACGCCGCCUUUCUGCUCUCCAUCAGGAGGAUGUGGACCGGGAAGUACAUCCGAAAUCCGGUCGUCCGCUCGCUCCUGGUCAACAUGCUGAGUGACCUGGAUACGAUUGACGUCACAAAGUGGUACAGGUGCAACACUGACCUGCUGGAAGAAUCACUGCGACCGCUGUUUAUCCAGAGCCAGCUGGAUGCAGACACCAGGGCUUUUGUGGAGCAGAGUGAAGAGAAGUCUACCUAUCUUUUCACCCAGAUCUACUAUUCUCUUGUUUCAACUGUCCUCAGCCCACUGGUAUCUCGUACCUCCAUUAAUGGGUUUCUGGGACGUGGCUCUAUGUUCGUGUUUUCCAAGGACCAGUUCCGGCAGCUGCUCCGGAUCGAACCGGAUUGGGUGGCCAACAGACUACUGGACCUCGGAGCUGGAGAUGGUGGUGUUACAAAGGUGAUGGCCUCACAUUUCACAGAGGUCUAUGCAACUGAAGUCUCAUUGCCCAUGAAAAGGCAUCUCCGCAAGAAGAAAUUCAAACUGCUGGAUAUAGAUGUGUGGCAGGAGACGGGUUUUCAGUAUGAUGUGAUCAGCUGUCUGAACCUUCUCGACCGCUGCGAUGAUCCACUGAGUCUCCUGCGGGACAUCAGACGAGCACUGGUUCCAGGGACGGGAAGACUCAUUGUGGCUGUUGUGAUUCCUUUCCAGCCCUGGCUAGAAAUCAGAGGGAGAUGGGAGCGUCCCAGAGAAUACGUUCAAAUUCAAGGAAAGACGUGGGAGGAGCAAGUGAACAAGCUCACCAAUGAGGUUUUCCGAAAGGUGGGGUUUGAGGUGGAGACCCUGACCCGAUUGCCAUACCUCUGCGAAGGGGACAUAGCAAGAGAUUACUACCUUCUUGAUGAUGCAGUUUUUGUUCUGAAGUCCUCAGAUGAUCAAGUGGCUGCUCCGUGAAUACUACAAGUACUGCGUAUGUAGUAUUCAUGAGCAUUCUUGGAACACAGUAUGCGCCUUUUUUUUUUUUUUUUUUUUAAGCUGUGGUGAGUCAGGUGUGAAGCUCAGGUAUUGUAGUUCCCAUGUUCACCAGCCAUCUUGUUUAGUGAUACCGCUACCAUUUUUGGAGCACAAAUAAUUGGACAGCAGUUAGCCCAUGAGAAAAUACCUCUAAUGAUACUCUAAUAACAUAACUCUAAAAUGAUGCUGUGUUGGUCCUGUGUGUCUGUUACCUGUGCUUACUGGAAGUGUAUCGAUUCAGAGGACCAAUCAGGCGGCUUUUACUUGAUGUAAUUUAGAGUUUGAGACGUCUUGAGAUGGUUGUGCAAACUGAGCCCUCAUUUUCUUUCUCCAGGACAUUUCCUGCCUGAUGGCAGACUUGGUGAAAGCAAGGCCGCUCUGUAGCCAUUUCAUUCUAACUUUAACUUGAAGCUGAACUUCUCAAAUGCACCUUUAAUCAACUUGAACUGGUCUGUGUGUAUUUAACUGUUAAUGCAUUUUUGCCACUGAUGUGAAAGUAAUAAGGCUUUCUUAAAGUGAGCCUGUGAAUCUGCAGCUUCAACGACCACAAGUGGAAACUUGUGUUUUUAGCUGCUUUCUGUUUUUGUUUGUUUUAAUGAAAACAGAUCCUGUGUUCAUCAUGCUGACUGUAACAUCGUGUAGUUCUUAAUCCAUUAACAUAAAAUGCCAAUUGGUGCUAAUAGAUGUAACUAUAGCACAAAUGGAAAAAGCCUUAGUCACUACAUUGUCUUGUGAUGUCUUACUCAGUUGUAUUACACUAGAUUAAACUGUUGGUUAUACUAGUCCAAGCAGUGCUGUAGCAACAAAAUCUGCAUAUAUGGAAUAAAACAAAGCUGUUUAUGAAUUAACUUUUUUUCCCACAAAUUUCUUUAAAUCGGUUAUGCUGAUCAAAUGAUGGUGCAGACUGAAUUAUUUGGAAAAAUGUGCCACAUUUAAUGCAAUCUUUAAAUGUGUAUGUCCUAAAUAAAGUACUUUUGCUGCA
Molecule: messenger RNA, 2539 nt
Organism: Archocentrus centrarchus (flier cichlid)
Lineage: Eukaryota; Metazoa; Chordata; Actinopteri; Cichliformes; Cichlidae
Gene: mettl9
Product: methyltransferase 9, His-X-His N1-histidine
Exons: 5
Coding region: 514-1497 (327 amino acids)
Molecular function (GO): protein-L-histidine N-pros-methyltransferase activity
Source: RefSeq, a predicted model, not a curated record